Molecule: messenger RNA, 5074 nt
Organism: Arachis ipaensis
Lineage: Eukaryota; Viridiplantae; Streptophyta; Magnoliopsida; Fabales; Fabaceae
Source: RefSeq, a predicted model, not a curated record
UCAAAAUUAAUCUAAACUCUCAAAAAGUCAAAAAGUCAAAAAGUAAAAUUACAAGUAAUCGUUUUUCGGCGAAUUUUCUUCUUAGCGUUGUCUCCGGCACCAACACCCCUUAACACAGCCAUUUCCGUCAGAAGCGAAAAAAGAGAGAAAAGCUAGAAAAUUUGAAGAACUAGUUUAAGUUUUUGUUGCUCAAUGUUGAGGUCGUGGUGAUCGUGGUUCCAUUUCCGAGGUCAACUAGGGAUACAUUGUCCAUGAAAACCGUUCCGACAACUCCAAUCGCCAGGAACCGGAGGUCCGAGCGUCUCGAGAAGAAGACGCCGCCGCCGUCUUCAGCUGCUCCGGCGCCAGCGAGAGGGAGUUCCGAUCUGAAGAAGGUCGAGAAGUCUGCCUCGCUAGUGCCGACUCCUUUGAGGAGAUCUGGGAGGCUUUCCUCUUCUGGUUCUCCUUCCAAAGGCUCCAAUUCGAAGAGCUUUGGGUCUUGUUCUACAGAGGAGAAACGGAAGUGUGUGAAGCGGUUGAGAGCUCAAGAAGAAGAAGAAGAAGAGAUGGAGGAAGGUAGUGAGAAAGAGGAACGUGCAGGAAGCGAUUCUAAGGUUAACAAGAAGAGAUUGCAUGCGCGUGUAUAUCGGGCUUCGUUAAAAUCUAAAGGAGAUUUUUGUGGGGAAUCAAAUAAGAUGGAUAAGUCAACUCAGGAAGGUGAUAAGGAUAGUGGUAGCAAGACGGAAAAUGAUAGUGUAGUGCCAUCUGGAGAUGACAAAGCAAAAGAGAUGAUAGCCGAGUCUAGGUUUAGUGAUCCUGUGGAAGACUUAUUAUUGGAAAAUAAUGUGGCUCCAUGUGGUGCUACAACUGAUGAGGCUAGGUUGGCAUCUGAAUCGAAUCAGUCUGAUUGCCGUGGAGAGGAGACACCAGAGACAGCAGUGUCAAGGAAUACGAAGAGAUCCCAGUCUAGGUUGAGUGGGCCUCCAGAAGGACUAUCAGAAAAAAAUGCAUCUAGUGCAGCGCCUCAAAGUGCGCCUCAAAGUGAUCACUCUGAUUGCAAUGGGAACGAGACAUCACCGAUAAGGAAUUCUGUUUUCAAUGAAAGUUUGAUUCAGAAACGUGUUAGCCAUGAUAGGGGUGAAAAUUUGAUACCCUCAAAGAGAAAGGGGACCAUGGUGGACAUGCAUUCAGAUGUUUCUGCUACAUCGGUUGAUGAUGAAAACUGCAACUUGGCUGUGGAUGCUGACCCUUCAAAGCUGUGUGGUAGUACUGGAGGGACCAAUGGACCAUGCUCUAAAAGGAUAAGGCGGAUCUCUUUAUCAGAUGUGCAAAGCGAUCAAAGGAAAUUGAUCAGUAACGUUGACCAGCUUUCUCCAGGAGUUGAUGGUGUAAAGCUAUCUUCUCGAGACAAGGAAGGCAAAUCUCAAGGUAAUGAUGCUGAAUAUAUAAGGAAACAACAGAGGUGCUUAAUACUUCUACUGCAGCCGGAGAUAGCAAAGCUUUGUGAACUUCUUCUUUUACCAGACAAUGUCAAGAAAAUGGCUGAUUCUUGUCUUCAAUAUGUUCUGAACAAUCGUCAAAUCUGUACAAAACCAGUCUCAAUAUUGCAGGCCUUUCAAUUAUCUUUGUGUUGGACUGCUGCUUCUUUGCUAAAGCAUAAACUUGAUUUUGAAGCUUCCAUCAAGCUUGCAAAGCAGCAUUUGAAUUUCACCUGUAAAAAAGAAAUGGUGGAUGAAAUUUAUUCAAUGCUGUUGGGACUGAGAGAAGAGAUUUUAUCCCACAUUUGUGGCAUCAUUGAUUCUUCAAAAGCUCCUGAAUCAUCAAACCGGGUUUAUUCCUAUAGUGAAGUGGCACCGGUAGUUGAUUCAGCCAACAAAGAUACUCCGGAAAGUACUAAAGAAAUUCCAGUGUGUGAAAACCAGGAGGGGAACAUACAUCUGAUGCUACAGGAAGAAAAACAAAAGCUUAAAGCAGCUAUGGAGAAAGAGAAGACUGAAUUUGAGAGAAGGGUUAAACUCCAGUGGGCAGCUAUUCGAUGUUGUUCUCCUAAUGAUGUGACGAGGAGCGAAAAACUCAAGCUUUUCACUAGUGAGUAUGAAAAAAGAGUACGAGAAUUAAACCGGCAGCAUGAAAUUCGUCUCAAGGAUCUUGAGGCCAAACAAUUAAAAUCAUUGCAGAAACCCAAUAUAGUUGAAGCCAUAUCAAGGCCAGGAUCCGAGGUUGGAUUAUCUAAGUCUCCUGACAAUUCCGUUGCAUUCCCAGCAGAUACUCUCUCUAAGCCUUGGUAUUCUAGAGAACAAUGUUCUGGUGGAGCCACAAGCGCAGAAGAUGAAGCACAAGGGAGUGAAAAAGUUAGUUGUGAAUCUCGUAAUGGAGAGAUAUGUGAUCAGGAAACAUCAGAUGUUCCCAAUGGAGAGGCAGCUCUUUCUAUGUGUAAAUUCAACAAUCUGAAUGAUGAUCAAGAUGAAGUUCCUCCUUCCUUGAAUUCACAAUCAUCUUCAGAGCAUGUCCCAUGUUUACCUACCACUAGCAUGGUAAGUUGUAAGGAAGCUACAGUAGCUGAUGAGAGCAAUGUUUCAAUAAAUGUGGAGACUCCAAAUUUGCCUUCAUCUGAUGAAGGAAUUGCCUCUUUGAAUUUAAGAUCACCUCAAAACUGUGCCUAUAGUCUAAAUGAAUUGUGUUUGCAAAGUUCUGAGAAAUCUGCACAAACUUGCAAGGCUGUUGAUGGCAAUGGUUCAAACAAUGCUGUGUCUCAGAAUUCACGUUUAACUGACGAGAGAAUUGCUGCUGGCACCACAGUAGGUGUCCCAGAUGGAGAAGCACAUGUGGACAUGCUCGGGACUGUCAGUGACAGUCAUUGUCGAGAAAAUAUUACUGCUGUGAAUCCCUCUUCAUCCAUGCAGCAAAUACCCGAUGGUGUUGUCAAUGUCUUGGAUUUAGAAGAGUUGUAUAGACCAUGUGUAACUGAUGGUAAUGCUAUUACUAUCUUAAAUCAACCUUCGUUAGAGAAACAAAAUCAUGAUGGACUCUCAUCAUCAACUAUACCUGCUGGAGAAAUCACAAUUGAAGUACCCGAAACUGCUUUAGAGGCCUCAAUAGUUGUAUCAGAUAGGGAACUGUCUGUGGAAAUUCUUUCAUCACCCCUGAAUCAAACAUCUGUUGGAGCUUUCGGUCAAAGCAAUACAACUCCCCUUCCAACCACACCCUCUUUACCACAACAAAUUCCUGAUGCAAUAUUGCCCUGCAUGCCUGAUGGACAAAUUUCAGCAGAAGUGUCGGAAACUAGCCAUGAGGUGGCUGAAUGUCAGUUGACAGAAACAGUCAAUACAAGUACCACAUCAGACCAGCAGGAAGGAGUGGUAACCAUGACAGAGAACACUUCGGUCCAGGAGACUGCAAUAUCUAGACCUGUUGAUAUCACGGAGCCUCUGGAACAAUCGCAGCCAACAUCAUCUGUACAGUCCCUACCAGACACUGAUAGAGCGAGAGAAGUGCAGAACUCUUUGGUGUCUGGUCCAGUUGAUAUUGUACUAGAUAAUCAAUCCAAUAAUUCUUCACAGGUUGUUGAGCCUCAAGAGCAGGUGCAGCAAUUACCUGCUGUUGAGCUACUUCCUUCCAACCAGGAUCUGUCUCACUUGCCUUUGGCAGCGGGAGUCGAACAUCAGCAAACUAAUGGAGAUACUGUCCACAGCCAUCAUCUUGAGUCAUCAAGUGAAGUUUCAAAUGAAGCUGUAGGGCGGCAAUCCUCUACUUCGGAACUUGUUUCACACUCGCAUCAAGAUGUGCAAACAGCCUCGAAUCUGGGCCUUGUUUCAUCUAUACCUGGUGGAGUGAGAGCACAAUCUUCAGACUCAAGAAACUUAUCCACAUCCUCAGGGGUCAAUAAUCUUCACAUUCAAACUGCGGGCACAUCAGCUUCUGGGAUUGUUCCACCUAUAAGCCGUGAUCCACUUAAAAAUGAAUUGGACAGAAUACGGAGACUUGGAGAGAAAAAUAUGAAGAAUCAUGAAGAUGCGAGAUUGCAGUUGAAUUCUGAUUAUGAGAAGGAAUUGGCAGAACUUCGCAGGAAGUAUGAAGUUAAAUUACUUGACGCCGAGGUUGUGUUUCAGCAACAAAAGAUGGAGCUGGAUACUUACUAUAAAACAGUUCUUCUAAAUCAAGCCUUGGCUGAGGCAUUUAGGAUUAAAAAUCAUAGCGCAUCUGGUAAAUCAGGAAUGCAGAAAGAUGCAAGUUUUACGCAGCAGUUACUUCAGUUUAUAACACAGCGAUGUGCUUCUCGGCCCCCUCAGGUUGGUUCGCCUUCCCGUGGUCCUAUCGGCAGAUCUCACCCUGUGGCCCCCCCACCUCUGCGGCUCGCAUACAAUACAACUGGAGUUUUCUCCAGCGUUCCUGCAAGAUCACCUCAUCCCCAUCCCAUGCCUUCAUCCUCAGUAAAUUUUGAAGCUAGUGGAGAAAUCCGUGCUCCCGCACCACAUCUGCAGCCUUAUCGACCUUCAACACCUGUGCCUGCUUCUGGUACUGGUACAGGUACAGUUCCACCUGGGAUGCCAACUCACCCUGCAUUGGGUAACAUUUCUUUAAAUCCUGUGUCACUUCCUUCCCAGCCACCAUUGCAGUUGCCGAGGCACCAUCAGCCUGAUCCUCAUAGGGGUCUUUCGCCUGUGACUUCAGGUGGGUUACCCCCUCCUAACUUAUCUGCUAACAAUCAAUCUGAUAAGAAUGCGCCAAAUAUUUUGCCUCGUCUGUCACAAUUGGCUUCGCUGGACCUAAUGGCAAGGUUAGGCAGCGGCAGUAACAGACCACCACCCAAUGCAUCCGUUCAAGCUACAUCUGAUGAUGUAGUGUGUCUAUCGGAUGAUGAUGAAUGAUGAUCAGUUCCAUCGUUGAUUCCUUUUUUAAUUUUUUACCCCAACACUAGGGCCUAGGACAUUAAAUUGCAACCUUUCUUCCCCUACUAGAGGGGGCUUUCUGAGGUCUGACAUGAGUUUAGAAGGGCAGAUAUUAUGAUGUUGUUGGAGCCACGGUAGUGUUUUUCUGGAUAUUCUUGUAAUGUAAAAUGUAAAUAUAUGUAAUGCAGUUAAUUGUUUGUCUUCUC